Messenger RNA from Psammomys obesus (fat sand rat), 3560 nucleotides. RefSeq names its product solute carrier family 16 member 9 (gene Slc16a9). Bases 100 to 1632 code for a protein of 510 amino acids. The transcript has 6 exons. Lineage: Eukaryota; Metazoa; Chordata; Mammalia; Rodentia; Muridae. Gene Ontology annotation, molecular function: monocarboxylic acid transmembrane transporter activity. The record is from RefSeq and is a predicted model, not a curated record. Gene Ontology annotation, biological process: monocarboxylic acid transport; transmembrane transport.
CAGUAAUUGUUUUCCAGGUUCCCAGUGUCACCGUGCCUACACUGAGGUGGCAGGGGAUAAACGAGUACCUACAGAGAAAGUCUGCAUUGAUUUCAUCUCAUGAUGGAAUUUCAGAAGUCACCCGAUGGAGGGUGGGGCUGGGUGAUCGUGGCCGUCUCCUUCUUCACUCAGUUCCUCUGUUAUGGAUCCCCAUUAGCUGUUGGGGUCCUGUACGUAGAAUGGUUGGAUGCCUUCGGUGAAGGAAAAGGAAAAACAGCCUGGGUGGGGUCGCUGGCAAGUGGAGUCGGCUUGCUUGCAAGUCCUGUCUGCAGUGUCUGUGUCUCAACUUUUGGAGCAAGACCCGUCACGAUCUUCAGUGGCUUCCUGGUGGCCGGAGGCCUGAUCCUCAGCAGUCUUGCCCCCAACAUCUGCUUUCUGCUUUUUUCCUAUGGCAUCGUCGUAGGUCUCGGAUGUGGCUUAUUAUACACUGCGACAGUGACCAUUACUUGCCAGUAUUUUGACAGCCGCCGAGGCCUCGCACUUGGCCUGAUUUCAACAGGCUCGAGCGUGGGCCUGUUCAUCUACGCGGCGCUGCAGAAGGUCCUGAUCGAGCUCUACGGCCUGGAUGGGUGCCUGCUGAUCGUGGGCGCGCUGGCUUUAAACAUCCUAGCCUGCGGCAGUCUGAUGAGGCCCCUGCAGUCCCCCGACGGCCCUCUCCCCGCAAAGACAGCCCCCGAGAAUGUGCCAGACACAUACUCCAUGUACAGCGAGAAAGAGAAGAGCCUGGAAGAAAACUUGAACAACCUGGACAAGGGCUACGGGAGCGAAGAUAGGUGCAACAGCGCCUUGCCCAGCGGUGACUGGGGGCGGGAGACCCCCCUCCCUAAAAGCCGGACCGCGGCCGCGCGCACCAAGGAGCCCGAGCCGUACAAAAAGGUCGUGGCACAGACUUACUUCUGCAAGCAGCUUGCCAAGAGGAAAUGGCAGCUGUACAGGGACUACUGCGGCGAGACCGUGUCUCUCUUCAAAAACAAAGUCUUCUCCGCCCUUUUCAUCUCCAUCUUGCUCUUCGACAUCGGAGGGUUUCCACCCUCGCUGCUCAUGGAGGACGUAGCGAGAAGCUCCAACGUGAGGGAAGAGGAUCUCAGCAUGCCUCUCAUCUCCAUCUUCGGCAUCAUGACAGCCGUGGGCAAGCUUCUUUUGGGCAUCCUGGCCGACUUCAAGUGGGUCAACACGUUGUAUCUCUACGUGGUUACCCUGAUCAUCACCGGCCUGGCCUUGUGCGCAAUCCCCCUGGCCAAGAGUUAUGCCACCCUGGCGAUCCUUUCUGCCAUCUUGGGGUUUCUUACCGGCAAUUGGUCCAUCUUCCCGUAUGUGACCACGAAGACUGUGGGGAUUGACAGGUUAGCCCACGCCUAUGGAAUACUCAUGUUUUUUGCCGGACUUGGGAACAGCCUCGGGCCACCCAUAGUUGGUUGGUUCUAUGAUUGGACCCAGACCUAUGACAUCGCCUUUUACUUCAGCGGCUUCUGUGUCCUGCUGGGAGGCUUCAUCCUGCUGCUGGCUGCCUUGCCCUGUUGGGAAACAUGCAACCAAAAACUCCCAAAGCCGGCGCCAACAACCUUUUUUUAUAAAGUUGCCUCUAAUGUUUAGAGGGAUAUUAAGGCAUUAUUUUCUCUCUCUCUCUCUCUCUCUCUCUCUCUUUACUUUAUACCAUACAGCAAUGUAUGUAUGUAUGUGAUAAAUUGCUAGGCAGGUUCUCCAGAGUCAAGACCUUACAGUAAAACUUCUCCAGUUGACUCUGAAGGGGAGAACAUAUUUUCACAUACCUGUUCUUAUGUACUGUGUGUAUAACCUCUAUCCCUUGUAUUCCCUUCCCCCCACAGAAGUGGGGCCGUUCUGUUUCACUGUUGUUCGUAAGUUCAGGUUGUUAAACUGUCGACUAGCCUCACAAAGUUUUCUCUGGGUGAAGACGUCUCUACUCUCCCGUGAGUUCUACUGCAAGGUGCUCAGGGCGUCCUGUCUUAAACCGUGCACUCCUCAUAACAGGGUACAUGUGACGACCCCUGAGGAGUAAUUACCGUCUCCUCGACCGUCAGAACUGCAAGUCCAGAGAGGACACUGAGCAAACUCCUUUCUGGAAAUGAAAGUGGUGACGCAUCACUAAGACCUUGAAGACUUUAGACAUUUUAAAUCGCAGCUCUUUGUUGUCGGUUCUCUGUUUUCAUUGUGCUUGAAGAUGCACCAUGGGGCAUUUGGCGUCCACUGCGUAUGAACCUGCUCAAUUCCUCCAGCAGCCUUUCUGCUCCUAGGACCUUACUUCUGCUGAUGUCUCCUGAGAGCUGCCGAUUUGCUGGUUUCCAGCCUGGAAACACACCUUUGAACCAUUCCGUCUGGCAAGUGGGAAGCAUCCAUUUGCUCUGAGUGCCGUGGGAAUGGGUUGCAAGGCCUUGCAUGUCUUCCAAACGAUGUCUGUGGUGGUUUCUCUUGGGCUUUUCCACUCUUGCAUUUUAAUUCAUGGAUAGUCCUAAAAAAAGAUGCUCUGAUUCCAUAAGAGGUGGGAAAGGACAGGGCAAAGAGAAAUUGACACUCUCAUGCAACCUUAUUUAACCCUAAGAGCAAUGUCUGAGGGUGAAAAUAAUGUUUAAUACAUGGAUUUAUUCUUUCCCUCUAUAGAAAUGGGUUGCAACUUUGGUAUGCCUCAGAAUGCCCUACAGGCCCUUCAGAAACUUAGGUGCUUGGUACUAUGUUUUUUAUUUUAAUUCUGGACGUUGGGCCAAGCAUAUGUAUUUUUAAUGAACUCUGCAGGGAUUCUGGUGACAGGGCCUGAGGAUAGCUGUAGACCAGCAACAGUAGGACCAGGCUGUCCCUCAGGGAACAGCGAGGGCAUAGCAGGCAGGAAGCCCUGAGUUCAUAUCCCCAGUACUACAGGGGAAAAAUAAACAAAACACAUUGGCAACAGACAUUUUUUUUUUCUUGAAUAAAAGAAAAAAAAAGAUAAACUAUGUAGUCAGGUAUUAUAAAACAAACAGCUAAAGGUUCUUUAAGUAAGGGCUCCCUUCCUACUGUGCCGAAAUUGUCUUUUCUAUUCUUUAAAAUAUGUGAGAUUAUUUUGUACUGCAUUGCCUUCUUUUGCAUGUACCUGAAGCACUUUAUUAUACAGCCAUGAAAGCACCUCCCUGAGGUCAGUCCUGUGUCAUCAGCUAUGUCCUGUUUCAUCAACCAAGUUGAAAGAUUUCACAGUGUGGUCAAUCCAAUACAAUAAUAGGGCUCAAAGCACAUUAGACUUGUGCUCCACACUCGAACUUCUGGAAAGUUCUCUGUACCUCAUUCUUCAGUCUAUCAAAGUUAAUAAAACCUAACUCCAGCUCCAGGGGAUCCGAUACCCUCUUCUGUCUCCCACAGGCAUCUGUGUACCGGUGGCUUACACACAAAUGCACAGACACAUAAAUAAAAAUAAAAAAUUAAAUUUUAAAUUUUUAAAUAAGAGUUUAAAAAUGAAUCUUUAAAAUUUACAGCUAUGAUUUUUUUAAGCAAAAAUAAACAAAUAAAAAUAAACCUUAUACUUGUUUGUACUCAAA